CCUCUUAACGUUUUGACUUUUUCUGUGUUUCAAAGUUGGGCGGAUUUUAUUGGCUCUGUACCGACCUGUUGCUUAGGGACAUUAUGUUCUCAUUACAUUUGAGUUAAAACUCAGUCAUUUUAGGGUUGAAGAGGAUUCCUCCUACACAUCAAACACACCCAUGUGCAUGUCACAGUCUAAAUGGAUCCACAGUGCCACCUGAUAAUGUAGCAGAGAGAGAGGUAGGCUGCCAGGUCAACUCUGUUUAUCAGAACGUCGGAGGAGGAGGAGGAGGAGAGCAGUGAGUGAUGAAAGAAGAUAGAGAGCUGAGAUGACAGCUGGCUGAUGGAGGGAGAGAUAGAGGUCUGGAGGUUACGUGUGAGGGAGAGAUAGAGGUCUGGAGGUUACGUGUGAGGGAGAAAUGAGAAACGUCAGUGGCUGCAACAAGCUAAACCCAGACAGACAGAACAAGACACAACAGAGUAUGGCAGAAACCCCAGCAGAGCCUCAGAUUGACUGUGAGCUGCAGCCCCCAUCUAAUACCCUUUCUGAGCCUCAGCUCCAGUACCAACUACAUCCUCUCUCUGAGCCCCAGCCACUACCCCAGCCUGAUACCCUUCCCCAGCCACUACCCCAGCCUGAUACCCUUCCCCAGCCACUACCCCAGCCUGAUACCCUUCCCCAGCCACUACCCCAGCCUGAUACCCUUCCCCAGCCUUGGCCCCUGCCCCAGCCUCAGCCGGAUAGCCUUCCUGGGCCCCAGCCACUACCCCAGCCUGAUACCCUCCCUGAGCCCCAGCCCCCGUCUGAAGAGGAGGUGAAGCCCUGGGUGUGGACACGUCACUGCGUACUCCUUCUCUUCCUCUUGGCAUCCUCCUUCUGUGCCUCCAUAGUGGGCCUGGCCUACUACUCCCAGCAGCACCUCCCACCAGAGAGCACACCGCCAGCCUCUCCUCCAUGUACCUCCCCGGCUUGUCAAAGGGCUACCGCCCGUCUUUCCAUCUCAGUCGACCCCUUCUCUCAGCCCUGUGACUACUUCCUGUUUCCCUGUGGGUCUGAAGGGGCGUCUCUGUCCAACAGGGGGAGACAGAGGGGCAAGGGCAUCCCCCUACACCCACAGGGCCACAAGCGCAGGGCAGCACAGGCAGAGAAAGAGAGAGAAAGAGGGAGGAAGGAGAGAGAGACAGGCACGGACAUAAUAGAAAAGGCUCCAGCAGACAGACUGCCAGACAGACAGACUGCACUACUGCUGACAAUGAGGGAGAUUUUGGAAGCUGAGGACCGCUCCAGCCCGGGUAACUCAGCUCGGAAGAAGGCCUGUAUGUUCUACCGUUCCUGUAUGGACACUGGCCCCACAGAGUCCGCCGGGCCAGAACCUUUCCUCAGGCUAGUCCACAAGCUGGGUGGCUGGGCUGUAUCAGGCCGGUGGAACCAGACAGAUUUCAACUCCACUCUGUCUCUACUGAUGAGAGACUAUGGCACCUUCCCAUUCUUUAGUGUUUAUGUGGGCAAGGAUCCUAAUGACACUCAAGGAGACAAGCGAUACAUACAGAUUGAUCAGCCGGAUUUUCAGAUACCUACUGAAUGGAGCAGCAAGACUCAGAAGUCCAAAGCUAACACCCAGAUCCUGCGUCUGUUCCUGGCCUCGUAUCAGAGGUUGCUGGCCCUGUUGGGCUCUCCCUCCAGCAGCACCAUUCUCCAUAUAGGCCUGUUCAUCUCUCUGUCCUCUGAACUGGCUGUAGCUGCCUCUCCUCUGCCGCAUCGCCUGCAACAGGGGCUGCUGUACCAGCGCAUCACCAUCAAAGAGCUACAGAAUGCAUCUUUCUUAUUUUGUGAACAGACCCUGGCCCCUGCCAUUGAUUGGCAGGGCUGUCUACAGACCACCUUCCAUCCCCACCCUGUUAGCCAAUCGGAUCACGUCCUCCUGCACAACCUCCCUUACAUAGUCCACAUGUCCCGCAUCAUCGGCAAAUGGCUGAACAAGCAUGAAUUGAGUGGCAGUGGCCCUCUUCACACCUUCAUGGUCCUCAGUCUCCUCCACACUGUCAUACCCGCGCUGGACUCCAGGUUCACUCAGACAGAGAGGAAUUUCUCCUUAGCUCUGGGGACUACAGUGGAGGAUGUCCCUCGCUGGAGGCAGUGUGUUCUGCAGACUGAGAAAGGGUUUGACACGGUACUAAAACACAUACUGAGAGAGACCACCGCAUACACAGAGGCAGAGGAGCUGAUUCAGAAUGUCUAUUCCUCCAUCAAGUCCAAAUUAUCUGAUCUCAGGUGGAGAGAUGAGGAGUCUCGCAUGUCUGUUUUGAAUAAGAUUCAGUCUUUAACUCCAAGACUUUCAACUAAAAACAACAUUUUCAGUGAAGCUGAACUCAACCAACUGUAUUCAAAGGUGACAAUUGACGAACACAUGUAUUUCUCCAACUACAUCCAGUCUCUCUCCCUCCAGCGCCAGAGACCAAGCAAACUCUUUUCCCAGGCUGAAGGAGAUGAUAUUUGGUCCCUCACUCCAUUUAUCUCCGGCAAUGAGCUAGUCUUUCCCAUAGGGAUGUUUGUCCAGCCUCUCUUCCACCCUACCUAUCCCAGGGCCAUCAACUUUGGGGUUUUGGGAUCUUUGAUGGCCAAAGAUAUUCUCCAUCUCCUUCUACCCAACAUCCAUUCUCAGAGUGUGUCUCCCAGGUCCAUAGCAGAGUGUGUGUGCCCUGACUGUUCACCCUGUCCUUUAGUCCAUUCUCAGAGUGUGUCUCCCAGGUCCAUAGCAGAGUGUGUGUGCCCUGACUGUUUAUCCUGUGCUUUAGUCCAUUCUCAGAGUGUGUCUCCCAGGUCCAUAGCAGAGUGUGUGCGAUACCAGUACCUGAGUAUGACAGAGGGACCAGGGAGAGAGGGGGCGUUCUCGCUGUCACCAGCACAGCAGCAGGAGAUGUGGGUGCAGUACUCUGCUCUGCAGAUUGCACUACAGGCUUACAAUCAGAGUUUGAAGAAGUAUCCUGGCGACUCCUCUCUCUCAGGCCUCUCUCACACUCAUCUGUUCCUUACUUCAUUCACUCAGAUCAACUGCGACUCUGACCCGUACCACGAGUUCAUGCCCUUUGAACCUUCCUUUCUGGUUACUGUCAUCUGUGGGUACUCUAACCUCUGCCCUACAACCCUCUCCUGCCCCAACAAACCCCAGCAGCAACUCUUAGGGACAUGCUGACCUAUAGAUCUACAGUAACAUCUCCUACCAAACAAAAAAUGCAGAGCCAUUGAUGAACACACAAGACUGUGAUUUAAACAGAUCAGUGUGUCUUUCCCCUCCCCCCACCCCCACCCCCGCGGGACGGUUGAGCUAAUGUAGGCUAAUAUCAUUAGCAUGAGGUUGUAAGCAACAACAACAACAAAAAUUCAGGACAUAAACAUAUCUGACAUGGGCAGAAGGCUUCAAUUCUUAACUGUCCUGUCCAAUUUACAAUAGCUAUUACAGUGAAAUAAUACCUUACUAUUGUUUGAGAAGAGUGCACAAUUAUGAACUUGAAAAUGUUUUAAUAAACCAAUUAGGCACAUUUGGACAGUCUUGAAACAACAUUUUGAACAGAUAUGCAAUGGUUCAUUGGAUCAGUCUAACACUUUUCACAUACACUGCUGCCAUCUAGUGGCCAAAAUCAAAAUUGCGCCUGUGCUGGAAUAAUACAUUAUGGCCUUUCUCUUGCAUUUCAAAGAUGAUGGUACAAAAAAAAUCAUGUUUUUUUCUUUGUAUUAUCUUUUACCAGAUCUAAUGUGUUAUAUUCUCCUACAUUAAUUGAACAUUUCCACAAACUUUGAAGUGUUUCCUUUCAAAUGGUAUGAAGAAUAUGCAUAUCUUUGCUUCAGGUCCUGAGCUACAGGCAGUUAGAUUUGGGUAUGCCAUUUUAGGCAAACAUUUUUUUUUUUUAAGGGUCAGAUCUUUAAGAAGGCAAUAGAACAGAACAGUAAAUCCAAAUGCAACUGACAGGAGAGAUGAUUAUUCAUUAGGCCCAUCCAUCCAGUCUCUUGUGACAUCCUGUGCAUGGGAGAUUUGUUUCUGGGUUCUGAGAUAAAACUAUCCAUAUUGUCUGUGUUUUAUUUAAAACUGCAGUAUGUAACAAGCACCUUGUUAUCCAUAAGGAUACUAUUAGUUAUGUUUGGAGGUUCUGGUCUGCUUACCUUUGUUAAAUGUAUGGGAGAGUGUGUCUGCCAGUUUAGAUGGUGCCAAAGACACAAACAGUGUUGAAAAAGUGUGGAUGAAGUGUGUGGAUGUAAAUAAAUAUGGAAAGGGGGAUAUUUAUUCAGUUUUACAACUGAAUGCGUUCAACUGAAAUGUGUCUUGCGCAUUUAACCCUAUCCCUCUGAAUCAGAGGUGCGCUCAUAGAUAUAGGGCUGAUAAUUCUACAAAAUAAAGUUGAUUUUUUUAAUGUGAA
Oncorhynchus masou masou (cherry salmon) is the source of this 4394-nucleotide messenger RNA. It is a transcript of the gene kel, whose product is annotated as Kell metallo-endopeptidase (Kell blood group). Gene Ontology annotation, molecular function: metalloendopeptidase activity. Gene Ontology annotation, biological process: protein processing. Gene Ontology annotation, cellular component: plasma membrane. NCBI's taxonomy places the organism in Eukaryota, Metazoa, Chordata, Actinopteri, Salmoniformes, Salmonidae. Bases 401 to 3175 code for a protein of 924 amino acids. The record is from RefSeq and is a predicted model, not a curated record. The transcript is spliced from 17 exons.